Messenger RNA from Cydia amplana, 427 nucleotides. RefSeq lists its product as uncharacterized. The record is from RefSeq and is a predicted model, not a curated record. Lineage: Eukaryota; Metazoa; Arthropoda; Insecta; Lepidoptera; Tortricidae. The transcript has a single exon. The coding region runs from base 44 to 424 and encodes 126 amino acids.
GCAGUAAUAAACCGUCUUGGAACAAGCUGAUCGUAUUAAAAAAAUGUUCAAGAUAAUCGUUUUUCUUGCUGGAGUAUGUGUGCUUUUGAACGAAGCUUUGCCCCCUGUGGUUACCAUAGGCUGGCAGGGUCCCGCCAGGACGCCGAUAACAAUAACCAGGUUGGGGAUUAACAUAGCGUCGUGGUUGACUCCUUGUGACGUCUCCAAUGCUCCUACCGAGUUCAGAUUCGGCACUGAUGAGGAAUGCGUGAACCGCUGUUCGGGAUACUGUUCGAGCAUCAUGAACUGCAACGCGACGUGUGUGCUGGGCACGCGGUGCGUGUGCGCGGCGUCCGCCUACUGCUUCAUCAACAGGAACAAGACGAACUCCGAUGGAUCCUAUGUGUUUGACGAUUGUUAUAACUUUGAACAGCAGAUUCCCUAAGCA